Messenger RNA from Phalaenopsis equestris, 1557 nucleotides. RefSeq names its product nudix hydrolase 19, chloroplastic. NCBI's taxonomy places the organism in Eukaryota, Viridiplantae, Streptophyta, Magnoliopsida, Asparagales, Orchidaceae. Bases 204 to 1367 code for a protein of 387 amino acids. Gene Ontology annotation, biological process: NAD+ catabolic process; NADP+ catabolic process. The record is from RefSeq and is a predicted model, not a curated record. The transcript has 6 exons. Gene Ontology annotation, cellular component: cytosol. Gene Ontology annotation, molecular function: metal ion binding; NADH pyrophosphatase activity.
CUUACACUGAAACGAAAAGGAAGAGCCACUGCCUAACACUUCUCCGGCGACGGUCUUAAAUGCGGUAAGAAAAAAUAAGGCGCAACGAAGGGAGUCAAUAAAAUGAUACAUCAAAGCGAAGAAAAAGCAGUUGUCCUUAAGACCUUAACGAAAACUAUUGAAGCAACCGGGUCAAAAAGCGAGAUUGGAUAAAUCCUCCGGCCAUGGCGAUUCGUCUCCCGGCCCACGCUUUCGCCGGAAACCCUCUAAGCUUGGCCAAGCUCGUCCAAUCACCUAAUUCCGCACUCGACAAGUUAAAGUCGCUUCUUUUGGAAGGGCCGGCGGAGUAUUCGACGCCGGAAGUGAAGAUCCUGGUUUUGAGGAAGGGCCGGCCGCUGGUGCGGUCGUUGGAUCCGGUCGCAGAUUCAACGCCGAUUUGGCGUUUGGGUUGGAUCUCUCCGUCGCAGGUUAAGGAGGUAUCUUUGGAUUCCUUUGUCUACCUGGGUUCGGGGAAAGAGGAAGGUGAGGCGUAUUGGGCGGUUGAUGUCACUGACGCCGCUACUGGUCGGUUGGGUAGCGGAAGCGAUGGGCUUCACUUCGUCGAGUUGAGAACUCUAAUGGUUGCCGCCGAUUGGGCUGAUGCGGGUGCCAUGGGUGAAUUAUCGAUUGCUGGACAUGCCCGAGCUUUACUGGAUUGGCAUAGAACUUCAAGAUUCUGUGGCUAUUGUGGAACCAUCACAUCUCCCAUAGAUGCUGGAAGGCGGAAGCAAUGCUCUGAUGAAUCAUGCAAGAAAAAAAUAUAUCCUCGAAUCGAUCCUGUUGUUAUCAUGCUAGUAAUUGAUAAGGAAAAUGACCGUGCACUUUUGAGCCGUCAAUCGAGAUUUGUUCCUCGCAUGUGGAGCUGCCUUGCUGGCUUUAUAGAGCCAGGAGAGAGCUUAGAAGAAGCCGUGCGAAGAGAAACCUUGGAGGAAACGGGCAUUGAAGUCGGUCAAGUAAUCUAUCAUAGCUCACAGCCAUGGCCAGUUGGACCAAGCAGCAUGCCAUGCCAAUUGAUGGUCGGAUUUUUUGCCUAUGCAAAAUCACUUGAAAUUCGUGUGGACAAGGCGGAAUUAGAAGAUGCUCAAUGGCACAGCAAGGAAGGUGUGAAGAGGGCAUUGACGGUCACGGAUUACGGGAAAGCUCAGAGAACGGCGGCCAUGAAGGUGAACCAGAUUUGUAAAGGAGUUGAUCAAGGCCAGAGUUUAGCUUCAGACUUCAAAGUAGAGAGUGAGAAACAUUCUCCCAUGUUCAUUCCAGGACCAUUCGCCAUUGCUCACCAUCUGAUAUCAUCGUGGGCUCACGCUGAAUCUCUUCCUGGAGAUCAAUUCAGUUCUGCUUCCAGCUUGUGAAACAUAGUCCCAGAUUAUUUGUUAUUAUGCUUUGCAUUAAGAUUGUAUGAUAUGAAAUGAGAUUAUUGGGAGAUUGGUAUGUGGGCUUUUACUGCAUGGAAGUUUAUGUUUUGUUAUUGAUAUUUUUGUAUUUCUAAAUUCUUAUGAUGAUUUUUACUCCUUUAAGAAAAGAGUACAUGAGCUUGAGUUC